Anastrepha obliqua is the source of this 4183-nucleotide messenger RNA. It is a transcript of the gene tbc, whose product is annotated as small G protein signaling modulator 1. Gene Ontology annotation, molecular function: GTPase activator activity. The coding region runs from base 1 to 3543 and encodes 1180 amino acids. The record is from RefSeq and is a predicted model, not a curated record. The transcript has 13 exons. Gene Ontology annotation, biological process: activation of GTPase activity. Lineage: Eukaryota; Metazoa; Arthropoda; Insecta; Diptera; Tephritidae.
AUGGCGCAGAAUAAUAGUGCAGAAGUCGAUCCCAAGGAGCGUCUUAUAGCCGCUGUUAAGAAAGAGGUGAAACAGCUAAUGGAGGAAGCUGUCACUAAGAAAUAUAUACACGAAGAAAGCAGUUCUGUAACACAAUUAUGCGCUGCCGUUGAGGCCUGCUUGAGUCAUGGCUUGCGGCGACGAGCUUUGGGUUUAUUCAAAACCUCAUCAACAACAGCAUUGCUCCAUAAAAUUGCUAAAUCCUGUGAAGAUGCCGAACAUAUAAGCAAGAAAGUUUUGGAGAUUGAAGCAGCCGAUCCAAGUAAACGCUCGUCAUCCAGCAGUGAUAGUGUGAAUCGGCCACCGAUGUUGAAGAAGGGCAGCAGCACAUCUGUGACAACGAUGAGUUUGAGUAGUUCGAAUAUGUCGAUGGCCUCAAUGAAAUAUUUGUGGAUCCGUUUGGCCCUAUACGAGAAGAAACUGGCUAAAAUUAUUGAGUACUUAGUAGAAAAUGCCAGUACUUAUUAUGAUCGUGACUCCCUCGUGGCAGAUUCGGACUUUGGCUCCAUAUUAAGCUCACUUCUAGUUGGACCAUGUGCGCUGGAGUUUACGCGCGUUAAGACUGCCGAUCACUACUGGACAGAUCCGCACGCUGAUGAAUUGGUUAAACGCCAUCGCAUCAGUUCGGGUCGCCGUUCUUCCUCAACUUGCUCAAGAGCACCGAUAAUAAAUUUCAAACGUAGUCUAAAUACCAGUACGGAUGAAUGCAAUAUUGCCACCAGUUUCAAGUCCAUAGCCUCAACAACUGUAGCAAAGGACUAUGUUGAGUCAUUGCAUCAAAAUUCACGAGCUACUUUAUUAUAUGGAAAAAAUAAUGUAUAUGUAGUACCGAAAGAUGUUAAUGAGAAAAUGCCUGGCUAUUUGAGCCUACAUCAGCACGUGCAGACGCUUAUCAUUAAAUGGACACCCAAUCAACUAAUGAAUGGUUACAAUGAGGAGGAAGAGGAACAAGAUGAGGAGCAGGAUAAAGAAUCAUACUGGGCUUAUGCGCUAAAUAUUAAUGUAGACGAAAUUGUGUAUGUGCAUUGUCACCAGAACCCUGGUGAAGAUAGUGGCGGCGUAAUAGUGCUCGUUGGACAAGAUGGUGUGCAACGCCCACCAAUACACUUCCCCGAAGGUGGCCAUAUGCAACAGUUCUUAAGUUGUUUGGAGACAGGCUUACUGCCGCAUGGCCAGUUAGAUCCACCGCUGUGGUCACAGCGCGGUAUUGGCAAGAUAUUUCCGUGGCCGAAAAGUGUGCGCAGGCGUAUUUUACCUUCGGUCAUGGAAUCGUUCGAUGAAACACCAAUCGAUUAUGUCUUUCGCAUUGUGAGCAAAAGUAAACAUGAAGAGUUCGUUGCUACCCAUUCCAUUUUGGACUUUGUACGCAGCACACCACGACGCGCGCAGCUCAGCAGCUGUUCGACUACUGGAUCCAGUGAUUGUUCCAGCAAAAGCCUUUCUAUGGAUCAGCACCCUCUGGAAUCUCCGCUGGUUCAGACCAAACAAAAUACCAGUAUUGAAAUGGUUUGCUCAACAAUGAAGAGACAAAUAAUAUCGAGAGCAUUUUAUGGUUGGCUGGCGUAUUGCCGACAUUUGUCAACAGUUCGCACCCAUCUCUCAGGGCUUGUAAAUGGACGCAUAACUCCUGAACUCAAAGCCGACGAAGAUGGACUAACAAAAGAGCGCUGGGAAGCUUUGAAUGUGAAUGGUGUGGUGGCAAAUGAGAUGGAUGUCUAUCGGCUGGUUUACUUUGGCGGGGUAUGUCCGGAAUUGCGGAAAGAAGUGUGGCCAUACCUACUUGGCCAUUACAGUUUUGGCACCACAACCGCGGAUCGACAGAAGCAGGAUGAGACAUGCAAGCAUUACUACGAGAUGACGAUGAGCGAAUGGCUAGCAGUAGAUGCAAUUGUACAACAACGCGAAAAGGAGAAGACAUCACGUGCGAUAGCUAAGCUUAGUUCGGGCAGUAAUAGUGGCAAUGAAAAGACUGUGCGCGCUGCUGACAUCGAUGCAGCCGAGUUGGAGAAUGAAGUUUUCGAAGACAUAUCUGAUAUUUCGGAUCCCGGUGACUUAGAGUACGAUGAGGAGCAGCAACGGCAGGCACAAGCCGAAGCAGCAGGAGGAAACAUGCAAAAUUAUUUAUCAGUAAAACCGAUACCGCGCGCUAUGAAGACCAGCACCGACUCAGGCAAUGUAGACGAGGCAACGGAGGAGGAAGACGAGAUGUAUGGCAAAGAUGGUUUAGCACAACAAAAAGAAGACACAAUAACUAAAAAGCAGAUCAUUGAUGCGGGCGUCAAUGAACCAACUUCAAAUGCAAGCACCAAAAGUGAGCAACUGCCGGCUGGCGAGACCGAAGAGGCCGCACAACCCGGCCAAAGUGAAAAAACAUCCCCAUCUUCGUCUUCAUACGAAACAGUAGGCGCUGGUUUUGCCUACACAGAUUUAAAUCUGCAUACAUCCAUAUCGGCAAAUUUGAAUUCAACAGAUGAACCAGAGAAGAGCGUUUUGAGUCCAGAGUUUUUAAGUGCUGAUGAUUUGCCGUCGCAAUUAGUAGGCGAGGAGACUCAAUUUCCAGCUGAAGCAGAAGAACGAGAAAUUGCGGCAGUGACAGCGAAUGUUGCUGGUCGACCUUCCGCUGUUAUCGUCACCAAUGCAUCGAUUGAUGUAGCCAAUUGGUUGCCUGGUGUUAAGUCAGAAAGUGGGCAAAUGGCACCCUUGUUGGAACAAGGAUCAAUCGAAACGUGUGGGGAAGUCGCUGCGUUGGGGGGCGGUACGAUUAUGGAUGCACUGCAGGAACCUAAAUCGGCAUGUGUUUCGCCUGCGAGCUCAAAUGGUGGCGUGUAUAGUAGCGAAUUGCUGGAACAAUUCGGGUUGAAUCUGCAUCGCAUCGAAAAGGAUGUGCAGCGUUGCGAUCGUAAUUAUUGGUAUUUCGCCAAUGAAAAUCUGGAUAAGCUCAGGAAUGUCAUAUCUACUUAUGUAUGGGAACAUUUGGACGUUGGCUACAUGCAGGGCAUGUGUGAUUUGGUCGCGCCGCUCCUGGUGAUAUUUGACGACGAGUCUUUGUGCUACAGCUGUUUCUGUAAGCUGAUGGAGCGCAUGAUCGAGAAUUUUCCAAAUGGCGGGGCCAUGGAUAUGCAUUUUGCGAACAUGCGUUCUCUCAUUCAAAUACUGGACUCGGAGAUGUAUGAUUUGAUGGACUCGAAUGGUGACUACACGCAUUUCUAUUUCUGCUACCGCUGGUUUUUGCUGGACUUUAAGCGUGAACUUGUCUAUGAUGACGUGUUUGCCACAUGGGAAGUGAUUUGGGCGGCGAAACAUGUAGCUUCCAGUCAUUUUGUGCUCUUCCUCGCUUUAGCGCUGCUGGAAACUUAUCGCGACAUAAUACUGUCGAAUAGCAUGGAUUUCACGGAUGUUAUAAAAUUUUUCAAUGAAAUGGCUGAGCGACACAAUGCCCAAGCGGUGCUGCAGCUGGCUCGUAGUUUUGUGUUGCAAUUGCAAAUGAUAAUCGAAAACAAAUAAACCAUUUUUGUGUAGUUGCUUAGAGAUGAAGAGGAGUUUUAGAUUAGUUUUCUUAAUAUUUAGAAAUAAUCAAGGCGCCAAUUGAUAGAUGCUUCCAAAGGUAAAGAUAAUAAUGAAUACUGAAUAAAUCGUCAAAUAUUUAGGAAAUGAAAAUAGGAGAAUUAUGAAACGAAAAAUUAAAGAAUACAAAUCAUUUUCCAAAAAAUAUAUUUCUAUAAGUAAAGAAAAUAAAUCAAAGCUGAAAUAUAAUAUAUUAGUUAUCAAAUAAAGAAGACGAGGCACUGAUAUAACGGUGAAUUACUGAAAUUAUGUAUACAAAAAAUAAGCAAAUCAAAUUUAUUUAUAAAAAAUGCUAGAUGAGAAAAUACAUAAGAAUAAAUGGAAAAAUGGAAAAUACAAAUUUGUACAUGGAAGAAAAUGAAAAUAAACGAAAGAAAGAAAAAAAAAACGAAUAAUAACACAAAAAUUAGAUACUUAAAAAACAAAAUGUAAUAAAAUAAAAAGAAGUUAAGUAAAUCAUAUUACAAAAACAAAGACAUGCCCACGACAGUCGGUUCUACGUAACCGGAACGACACGGAUUUAUGUAUAUUCGGCCACGAACUGUCACUUCAGCAGCAUUCCCCGUAUUUGUAUGGGGAA